UUUUACAGUACGGUUUGUACCUGUGGAGACGCCUGACCAGAAUUAUUAAAGGUCAACCCAGGAAAGGAUGUUACUGUGGUCACAAUGAAUGGGCGACAUGAUCUCAGCAUGCCUGAGUUGAAUUGUGAGGCAUGCAAAGCCACUUGGACUGCUGGAGUGGACGACCUCAUUCGCAGUGACUACUGGCCUGCUACACUUCACUCUGCUACAGUUUAUGCAACCGAGAUUUUGUUUUCAUUUGAAGAAAUGAAGAUGGUGGCACCAGGAUUGUCCUGCCAGGCAUUUUUGACAAUGUCCGCUUUGGCCGUACUGGGAAGAUCUCUGCAGACAGCUUCCAAAUAAGUUUUUUUGAGUGGGAAGCUGUGCAACAUCUGCAAAGAGGAGCCCUUCAUCUGUCCUGCGUGCACCCCAAAUAUGCUUGCAGUUUCCGUGGAUGGAAAUCGCAAGCAUUACCGGUUCAAGAAUGCAUCUAGAUCCGAGGAACAGGCCAUUUUUCAAGGCGUCUUCAUAGCCAAGGAUGAAGACGUUGCCACAUUUGUGGACCACAUACACAGGACAUCCAAACAUGUCUCUGGAAGAGGUGUUUGUGGAGGGGAGUGGUCAGCAGCUAGAGAGACCUCCCAAAGAUCCACCAGCAAGGUAGAUGAGGAGGGACUGGAGCUUGCGGUGUGUAGGCAUGGUGUUCUGCUGCGUGCUCUCAAUAUGUACAGGGGAGAAAUGUUUGCUUAUCCCCUGUAUUUGCAAGAAAAGCUUGCCAGCAGGCAAAUCACUUUCUUCUGUAUGGAUGUGACCUGCAAGUAUUGGCCCUACCUCCAAAAAGUUGCAAAAAGCUGUCCAGAGCUCCAGCCCCUCCUCAGCAUGAAGCCGUUCCUGUCUGUAUUUCAUGCCAAAGCUCAUGAUUUCAAAUGCGAGGUCAAAUGGAGUGGGGCAUAUCAGGAAGGGGCUGGCCUAACACUAGGCGAGGAGGUUGAGCAGUGCAAUGCCUUCCUCUCUAGGAUUGCAGUGACCACAAAGCACAUGUCAAAAGCUGGACGCACAGACAUGCUGACUCUCUUGGCCAUGCGCUGGAAUCAGCAAAAGUUCGACAAUUUGGCCACCUCACUGUCUCACAGAUAUCACAAGACCAUAAAAUCUCUACAAAGCAAGCAACAGAAUCUUGAGUCCAUGAAAGCUCAGUUGGCAGUGACAGAGAGCCAUUUGGAAGACUGGGUCAGUGAUGUCAAAGAGUGGGCAGAAGACUCUGUCGAUCUAAGGACAAAGAGAAAGGCGUUUGACAUCAUCAUGGCAGUAAGGAGACUGGAGGAGGAGAAGAAUAUUCUUGUUCUGGAGAUGGACCACCACUGGAAAUGGCUUUCAACUCGUGCAAAGACCUCGCAAGAGUUGUCCAGUCUACUUUCUAGUGAGACAGUGAAAAAUUGGCCAUGUGGCUUUAGUGAAGAGGGGUUGAAAGGUCUGCAGAGCAUCAUCCUGAGAAAGCAGCAGAACAUCAGAGAGAAGAAGAUGCAAGCUAGAGACUGCUACCUGCGACUUUUGUCUGGAGAGACUGCAGAGAACAUGAGCUUCUUGCACAAGCUGGAUGAUUCUGACAGUGACUUGGACAGUUCUGAUGAUGCACUGUAAUUGUACCCGUUACCGCUGCUCCACUUUCUUGUGCCAGUGGAAUUACAAAUGCUACUGUAGGUUGGUCAUGUGAUGCCCUCUGGCCCAAAAAUACUUCUUACCAUUGCAACAAAACAAAUGAGCCAUGGUAGCAUGGUUUCCAGCAGGAGUGUUUUAGAAAAAACGGACAAAAUCUCCUUCAUUUCUAGUAUUACUAUAAUUAGUAUUAUUAUUUUUAUAUAGACAGCAGAUAUGAGAGGACAGGGAAGACUGUUUACAAAGUAUCAGGGGAUGCAGCUCAUAUAGGUUAAAUCAAUAAAUAAUAAUAAUAAAUAGAAUAAAAGAUUCUGGGGCAGUGGGCUCCACAUAAAAUACACCAUGGCUACUCACUUCCUGCAAAUUUCACAAAGAACAAUCUGUUUGAAGCAAAUAUUCUCUGGUCCAGCCUUAGCUAAAAAUACACAAAGACGGAAUCCAUUGGCACGUUGAACCAUGCGUGGUUCACUAACCAGCCUGUUUGUAACUGGUAUCCUACCGACAAAGUUACCUGCACUUCAUGUGCUUAACAGAGUUUAGCAGUUUAGAUAACAUACUGUCCAGCUGUUGUGACUUAAUGAACCACUGUUACGACCCCAGGGUUGUGACUGCUUCUUCCCUGUGUGUAUGUGUCUGCGUGUGAGAUGGGUUGCAGGUGUGCAUGGCCUAUGUGGGUGAGUCUAGGGUGGAUCCUGGGAGCUGAUUGGUCCUGCACAGGAAGGACUCUGAAUAGGAGGCC
Molecule: messenger RNA, 2374 nt
Organism: Solea solea (common sole)
Lineage: Eukaryota; Metazoa; Chordata; Actinopteri; Pleuronectiformes; Soleidae
Exons: 10
Coding region: 415-1620 (401 amino acids)
Source: RefSeq, a predicted model, not a curated record